UUAGUGAAAAAUGUCGAAAUUUAAUUCUAACAAUGUAAAACAUUUGCAGCCCAUCCUUUCCGAGGUUUUUACCUCAAAACCGAUUACAUUUGACUUCUCCAAAUUUAAGGAACCUACCCAAGCAACAAUUUUUGAAACCAAUGUUCUCGACGUUUAUAAAAUAUUUCACAAUAUUUGUUACUAUAUUUGCAUAAUGCCAUUUAAAAUCGUUUACGAGAAAUCGGUUGAUGGCAAAGGUGAAGUAAUUCAAUUCCAGGAAUCAAAAUUUCAAAAGCGAAUAUUUUUCCUUCUGCAUAUCACCCAUUUCUUCUAUGCGUUACCCCACAUUUUGGGGGCCCUUCAAGGAACAGAAAUCCAAUAUGAUCCAUCCCAAUUCUACCAUCUGUUGGCACGAUUAACGGGGUUCUUUAUGGUCGUCUCGUUUUCAAUCGGUUGUAUGAGACAGUCACGAUUAAAAUCAUUUUUGACAAAAGUCCAUGGAUUUCGACAAACUAGUAAUGGCCAGCAUGACAGAUCCAAACUGAUUUAUUCCCUCAUGACCAUACCAUUCGGCCUUGUUUUGAUGUACACCUUUUCCUACCAAAGGGACCGAUUAGAUUUCUCGUCUUGGGAGAAUCUAGCCGAAUCAGGAAUUCAAGUAAUUAUCAACCACGUAAAAUUCUGGGACACCUCGGAGUUUCUCAGGCAUAAUGGAACGACCCCGGACAUGAGAAAUGUUGACAUUGGGUGGAAACUCGCCUUAACCAUAGUUCACAUUUGUCUCAUUGUUUUCGAUUAUGUGUUAGCAAUUCUGUUGGAAGUUUUGGUUUUUAUCAUGUGUUUCAUUGUGUAUCGGAUAGGAUAUGAUUUCUACGACAGGAUCACACUUGAUUCGGAUUCUAUGAAUUUGGAAAAGCUAACCCAAUGCUAUAACGAAGUGAAAUCCAUAAUGCACGAAAUCAAUUGGACGUUUGGAUAUCUGAUGCUGGUUUUUAUCUUGGCUGCCAUCCCGUAUUAUGGAGUUCAUAUGAUCGAAAUCUUCAGUGGGACGUGGAACCAGAGAAUUGAAACGGUUUACUUUGUCAUGCUCUACAGUGUUGCGCUCCUCUUGGCGGCGGAAGGUCAUCGCAAGUUCCAGCAAUUUUCCGAAUUUAUCUUCGACAAUUAUAAACAAAUUGGGACAGGGAAUCGAGAAGAGGUCUCAAUUUUGAUUGCGGAAGUGACAAAUACGCAAAUCGGGUUUAAAGGAUUCGGGUUUUUCACAAUAUCGUAUGGAUUUCUUGGCAAUGUGCUUGGUCUGGUGUUUACUCAUGUAAUAAUUAUGUUGCAAUUCAAAACUGCCCAGAAAUAUUAAAAGAUUUUUGUUUUCAUGAAAUCAAUUUAAAUAUAUUUAUGGUGAUUUGGACCGGGUACACAAAUGGUCAAAAUACGGUAGUAGGUUAAAGCAUAAAAGUAAA
Molecule: messenger RNA, 1436 nt
Organism: Folsomia candida
Lineage: Eukaryota; Metazoa; Arthropoda; Collembola; Entomobryomorpha; Isotomidae
Exons: 6
Coding region: 11-1333 (440 amino acids)
Source: RefSeq, a predicted model, not a curated record